Messenger RNA from Dermacentor andersoni, 3793 nucleotides. Its product is annotated as G-protein coupled receptor dmsr-1-like. Gene Ontology annotation, molecular function: G protein-coupled peptide receptor activity. NCBI's taxonomy places the organism in Eukaryota, Metazoa, Arthropoda, Arachnida, Ixodida, Ixodidae. Gene Ontology annotation, biological process: G protein-coupled receptor signaling pathway. Gene Ontology annotation, cellular component: plasma membrane. The record is from RefSeq and is a predicted model, not a curated record.
CCGCUGCCAUCGGAACUGACGAGUGCGUGGUCGCCGACGCCUCCGGAUCGCGGCUUCGUCGGGAUCGCCUCCUCCGAACAGUCCUGCCAGGAUCGAAACGGACCCCCGAACAUGAUGGCACCUUGCUGCUCUCUUCGCCCAGACUAGCUGAAUUUCUAUGAGUCGGCUAUCGUGACGUGACAGUGAAAACAAGGAACGAAACAAACCACUGAGUCGGGGCCAAUCUUGGGUGCAAAGACCUGCAAUUACUUCAAGAAAACCAGUCUCGCCGGUGGUCCUCUGCCAACGCUUCCUGAAACCGACCUUUCCAAGCAACCUUGCCGCGUGACUGGAAGACGGCCCGAGUAAUCCCUAUCUUCAAGAAAGCUUCUUGCACACGAGGGCACGAUACCAGGACAGCUCCUGAAGACAAGGCCAGGUUCAUCGCAACUGCUGGAAGCUCCUGUGGCCACGAGUCCCAGUCCGUUGGUUGCGAAGAGCGCAGCUAAAGCACUCAUGGCCGAGGUUCUCAACGUGAGCAGCAUGCUGCAGAUAGCGGACAGCCUGUACCUGGACGAGGAGAACCUGUCCCUGACAGAGACUAACCUGAGUGGUCCCUUCGCCGGCUUCGACUUGUUCGAGGAGGAGGAGCUCCCUUACCACGGCGCCGAGCUUGGCCGCUUCCACGCGUGGUACACGAGCCAUCUGCACGGCUACCUGAGCAUGACUGUGUGCGUGUUCGGCAUCCUCGCCAACGUACUUAACAUCAUCGUGCUCACGCAACGCAACAUGGUAUCGCCAACGAACGGCAUCUUGACGGGGCUCGCCGUGGCCGACAUGCUGGUGAUCGCCACUUACUUGCCGUACACCAUCACGAUGCACGUGAUGCCGCCUGCGCGCACGCAGAGCUUCGGCACGGCCGUCUUCAUUCUUGUGCACGCACAUGUGAGCGUCGUCUUCCACACAGUGUCUACGUGGUUGACCGUGACGUUGGCCGUGUGGCGUUUCCUGGCCGUCAGCUUCCCGGCCUCUAGCAAGGAGUGGUGCAGUAUGCAGCGCGCCCGCUGGGCUAUCGUCAGCGUGUACGUGUCGUGCGCGCUUUGCUGCUUGCCGGUGUACCUUUCAUUCACGGUGCACCAGGCGGGCACGCCCCAGGAACCCUCGUACAAGGUCGACUUCAGCAACAUCACACGCGCCAACGGCGCCUUUUUGCAAAACUUAAACUUCUGGACCUAUUCGGUCCUGAUGAAGCUUGUGCCGUGCGUGGCCCUAACAGGCCUCAGCCUCGGGCUGCUGCGCGUGCUGUACGAAGCCAAGGCGCGGAAGCGACGCCUGCGGCGAGGGGCCAGCGGACACAGCGGCCAUGGAGGUAGCAGCGAAGAGGCCCGAGACCGCACCACACGCAUGCUGCUCGCCGUCUUGCUGCUCUUCCUGGUCACCGAAUUCCCUUCCGGCAUAGCUGCCCUUCUGAGCGGCAUCCUCGGCGACGACUUCUUCCUGCACGUCUACAUGAACUUCGGCGAGGUUAUGGAUAUCUUGGCGCUGGUAAACAGUGCCGUCAACUUCAUUCUAUACUGUUCCAUGAGUAGGCAGUUCCGCAAGGCUUUCGCCGCUCUCUUCACGCCUCGCAUCAUGGCCAAGUGGUUCCCCCUGACGUCCGAACCACCGAACAGUACCUACGCCACCACUUGUGUCUAGACCAGGCUGUAUGCGCACGCUGGCACAGCAGUUGCUGGAGCUCCAUGGGAGUGCGAGUGAACAAAUACUGCUUCGUCAGCGUGGUGUCUCGUUUUGCUUACGUGCUCUGGUAUAACAUCCCGAUCUCAUCGUUCAUCGUAUGUCUUAAGUUAACCUCUGGCUCAUUUUUGCCUGCUCUUCCACCACAUUGGUCAUUUCAUCAUCAGCGUACGUCACAAGGUAUUGAGACAACAGACUGUCCGGAGUGCAUAUUUAGUUGAGACUGUUGGUUAUGAGAGGCCAUGUCUGAGCUGGGCAGCAGAACAGGGAAAAACUUUGCGAAGAAAGAGGCAGGAGUCCACCUUGGCUGGGAAGAAUUGCACUGGACAGGCUUCACUCCAGCUGCUUCUUGUUUUCCAUACCAAUGCUGCAGCUGAAAGCCUAACUAAAAAUUAUACUGUGCAAGUGAAAUGAAGUGCCAAGGAGUAAAUCACGUAUGCCUUAUGAGCGUACUCCGUGAUGGACUGUAUUAUAGAAUAUAUAGUCGUAGUAUAUAUAUUAUCUUACUCAUCAAGCACGAUACAGGAAGGCAGUGGCGACUUGUGCCCACAGCAAAACUGCCAGAAGAAAACAAAAGAAUCAGGGGAAUUCAAGGCGAAUUUGCUGCGCGGGGAAGCAAACAACGCGUUUUAGUGUACAAUGGAAACGUAGAACAGUACUCUUGGCUGAGGCAUAAUUCUAGGUUGUGUAGCCUUGGGCUGCAGUUUCAUUAAAAAAGCAGUGAGAAGCGCCUAGUUGAACCCCAGUUAGCAAAGGAAACUAAUUCGCCCGCUCUCCCUCGAAGCCCAGUGUGUAUCCAUUUUUCUGAGCUUUGUUUUGUGUCUACAUAUUUGAAAUGUAUGAAAGGAGCAAAAGGAGAUUAGAAAUAUUGUUUCGGACACAUUGUUGGCUCAGACCUUUGCGGCUUUAGGAAUAUUACCGCAUCUGACGGCCGGGUUAAUGUGACGCCCUCCACAGUUCGUCAAAGACGUCACUGAGGACAGUGUGAGUUGUGUAUACGUUCUUCCUGAGUGUUGUUCCCGAACUGUUAUUCAAGAGACGAUCGAAGAGGCACAGACGAUGCCCCUGAAGUUUGUUCAAGAUAACAUUUAUUUUGAUUGCUUCGUGUGCGGUCAUCCUGACCAUAGUAGCUUGCGCAUGUCUGAGCACCCACAGCCUGAAUGCACCGAGGUAUCCGGCUCGGUGCAGACAGCUGUACGUGCCAAUAGAUCACUGUGGUAGCUUACUCAAUAUCUUGUAGUUAGAAGGGCCUUCGACGGCUUUUAUUCGCGGAGAGCACAAAAUAGGCGGGUGCUUACCGUGCGCUCCGAGAUCGUUCCUUUCACUAUCGGUCAUUCGGCAACGCAAAAUGGUGCACGAGCACUCUUGUUGUGGCCAGAACGGUGCACAGGGGCCCUGAUGGACAUUAGGCUGCUAUCUACGAAUUCUGCCGCUAUACAAAAUCAAUUUUCAAAAUAGCACACCUGCAUACAUGCCUUACGGUUUUCUCAGUCGUGAAUGCUAAGGCAUGUUUAUAUCAUAUACUCGUAUAUCACAGUUACGAGGUACGUCUUUUGCAUGAUGAAACACACUCUUUCUAUUGGUAUUACUGCUACGAGCUAUGGGCUUUCGAAAGGCGCAGAGAGAUUGCACUUUGACUUGGCUUUUUAGUUAAUGGCUAGAGCUGUAUAAAUGCACAAACACAAAUUGAAGUUAUAAUAAUUGUCCAAUCAGGCUCUUACCUCUUAUUUGUGAUGUGUGAAUAUUUUUUUCCCUUUUCUAGAAGAACAUGUCCUGUUUAAGAAACAAACUGCACGCCCCGUAACACGUGAAAACGCGCACAAAUGCAUUAAGUGGUGCAGUCUUCCGAUUUCAGCAGAGCUUCUGUAGAACCUAAGCGGAAGGCUGUAUUAUUUAGUGAGGCAGUGUUAAGAUAAAACAGGCGGAUACCUAAGCACACCCGCAAGUAAUUCAAAUACGAUUUUCCAGUUAGCCCCUGCUUAUAAGUGCUAACGUGCUUGUAUGUUCCGGUGUUCACCUGUUACGUCUUCACAUUGGAGACGUAGAUACUAUAAUCAAUCGUAUUUGUGUGUGUGCG